CACCAUCAAAAAGCCAAGUGAAAUGAUAGCCACUGUAACUUCUUACCCUUUUCUCAAAGCAAAGCAAGUUGUAGCCAUUCAAAAUGCUGGUUUUAACUACAAUUGGGUUUUCUUUUGUUUCCCCUUCUUUGCACAACUUACCGUUGCCAUAACCACCACCACAACUGACCCCAUCAAUGGAAGAGGGAAUAGAGGAAGGGAAAGACGAAGCUUUUCAAGGCGGGGUGUUUUCUCUUACAAUGUCAAAUUAAGUGAGCUCAUACGAGCUGGAAGAUUUGAAGAUGCAUGCGGACUUUUUGAUGAAAUGCCUUCUCGAGAUACAGUCUCUUUGAACACCAUGAUUGCAGGAUAUUGGCGCAAAGGCGAUGCUCAUAAGGCGAGGGAGAUGUUCAAUUUAAUGGCUACUAAGAAUACAGUAUCUUGGAAUGCCAUGAUCGCUGGAUUUGCAGAUAAUGGGCAAAUAGAGGAGGCCUUAAAGUAUUUCAAUGAGAUGCCGGAGAAGAAGAGCAUAGCUUCUUGGAAUGCGAUGAUCUCGGGGUUUCUGAGACAUGAUAUGAUUGGGCAAGCGCGAGAGUUGUUUGAUGAGAUGCCUAAGAGGAAUGUGAUUUCCUAUACGUCAAUGGUGUCCGGGCUCGCAAAGUGUGGAGAGGUUGAGAGAGCUCGUGCUUUGUUUGAUGAGAUGCCUGAGAAGAAUGUGGUUUCUUGGACGGUGAUGAUUAAUAGUUAUGUGGAGAAAGGGCGGUUUGAUGAGGCUCAACAGCUGUUUGAGGAGAUGCCGAAGAAGAAUGUGGUUGCCCUGACUGCUAUGACUACAGGAUAUUGCAAGGAACGAAAGCUGGUACAUGCCCGAAGACUCUUUGAUGAAAUUCGUUGUAGAGAUCGUGUGUCAUGGAAUGCUAUGAUCACAGGUUAUGCUCAGAAUGGUCAGGGCGAGGAAGCACUGAAACUUUUUGCACAGAUGUUUGGGUCUGGUACCAGGCCUGAUCACUCCACUCUCAUCGUGGUUCUUACUGCAUGUGCCAUUCUUGCAUCAUUACAUGUCGGAAAGCAAACACAUGCAAACACCAUUAAAAGUGGGUUUGCGUCGAAUGUCUCACUGAGUAAUUCCCUGAUAAACAUGUAUGCCAAAUGCGGAUGCAUCCAUGAAUCUCAAUUAGCAUUCGAUGAUGCCUCUCGUAGGGACCUGGUUUCUUGGAAUGCCAUCAUAGCUGCAUAUGCACACAAUGGCCACCAUGAAAAAACACUAGCUUUCCUCAAAGAGAUGCAAGCAAAUGGGCUAAAACCCGACGACAUUACUUUCCUUAGCAUUCUAUACGCAUGUGGUCAUGCCGGGGAGGUGAGAGAAUGCAUGAAUCAGUUUGAUUCUAUGCUUCGAGAUUAUGCUAUCCAACCAAAGGCCGAGCACUAUGCAUGUCUGAUUAACGUCCUGGGUCAAUCAGGGAGGUUAACCGAGGCCCAUGAGUUUAUCAAGGGGAUGCCAUUUGAGCCAGAUGCUGCCGUUUGGGGUGCUUUGCUUGGAGCUUGCAGGGUUCAUUCAAACGUGGAAUUGGGGGAGUUGGCUUACGAGAAGUUGGUCGAUUUGCAGCCUCAGAAUCCAAGCCCCUACAUUCUACUGUCGAAUAUGUAUGCAGCAAUGGGAAUGUGGAGAGAAGUAACUAGACUACGAUUCCUGAUGAGAGAAAGGGGGUUAAAAAAGCAACCUGGGUAUAGUUGGAUGGAGACUGGGAGUGAAGUGCACAUGUUCUUAGUAGGAGAUACAUCCCAUCCUGAUAUUGCUAAGAUACAUGAAGAGCUGCAAAGAAUUGAUCUGCAUAUGAAGAUGGAAUGUACUUUGUGGGUGCCAAGUAACCAAUGGAAUCUGGUCAUAUUGGAUUGUAGAUGUUAAAAAUCCGUGGUGUAAACGUUUAUUCUCGUGUGGAUUGGAGGUUUUGUUUAUAUUUUA
Molecule: messenger RNA, 1942 nt
Organism: Amborella trichopoda
Lineage: Eukaryota; Viridiplantae; Streptophyta; Magnoliopsida; Amborellales; Amborellaceae
Product: pentatricopeptide repeat-containing protein At2g13600
Biological process (GO): RNA modification
Molecular function (GO): RNA binding; protein binding
Source: RefSeq, a predicted model, not a curated record